Molecule: messenger RNA, 1771 nt
Organism: Drosophila nasuta
Lineage: Eukaryota; Metazoa; Arthropoda; Insecta; Diptera; Drosophilidae
Product: homeobox protein abdominal-A homolog
Exons: 2
Coding region: 215-421 (68 amino acids)
Source: RefSeq, a predicted model, not a curated record
CGCAGCGAAACGUUUCAUUUGCCGUGGCGAAUUGCGAUUGUCGGCGACGACGCUGCUUGCUGCUCGCUGCUCGCUGCUGACGCCGCUGCUGACGGCGCAGGCGCAAGCGCAGAGACUUUGACUGCACACAAUCGGCACAUACGCUUAACACCUGUGUUCGUUGUUGCUGCGCUGUCGCCAUCUAUGUGUGUGUGUGUGAUAUUCAGGUGAUAAUAUGCCCGCCAUUUUCGUAAUGGAAACAAACCAGGCAAGGCAGGCCAUGGCAAGGGAGCAACUGGCCAAACACCAAGACCCAACAAUCAGCGGCAGUAAACAGCAACAACAGCAACAACAACAACAACAGCAACAAGAGCAGCAGCAGCAACAACAGCCGCUACGGCAGCCGUUGUCCGAUGUGCCCUGCUAUAAUCAAGGGAAAUAACAUUUUCAAGCAGCGUUAAAACUAACAUUAAUUAUGUCCGAAACGAACAAAACGAUCAGCGAAGAGAGCAGACAAAGACAAAGACGCAAAAACACGGCGCAAACGAAAGCAAGUCAAAUUGCCCAAAACAACAACAAAGCUUUCAAGUGAGCAAAGAGUGAGAGAGCGAGAGAACGGGAUAACAAUUGUCACUGUUAAUUUGCCUAGUGCAUUUGCAUGUGGCGCCCUCUAGCGCUUAAAUUGACCAGCACUGAUGCACCAAAAAGUCAAACGGGCAGUAAAAUGAAGAAAUUGAAAAGUAAAGAGCCAACAAGAUGGCAGGCAGCUCUGCUCAGCUCAGCUCAGCUGAGUUCGAAACUUGACGUUUCUAAAGUGCACACUGUGCGCAGUAAGCAAAUGUUGCUACAGAGUUACGCCCCACAGUCUCGGGCAAGAUGCGCAUUGCGCACAGGCGCAACAAAUUCCACAGCAGCGCACAGCUUCAGGCGAGAGAGAGCAACAAUGUUGGAAUUGGCAUACGAACUGCAACUGGUGGUAGGCCGAAUGGGGCCCGAGUGGAGCCGAGCAGCAAAACGAACGAACGAGGCGAACGAUUGAACAAGCGAGCGAACGAACGAACGAACGGACGAACGACGUUAAUAAGAAAUUAAUGUCUUGAUCAUUUUCGAUCGUUAUGUAAAUCAAUCAGGCAAAUUAUAGCUCAGGGGCUUGCCACAAUAAUUAGACCCUAUUCGUAAUGCAGCCGCAAAGGCUGCAACGCCACAGAAGGAGAGUGAGCAAGAGAGCGAUAUCGUCAUGGCGUGCAGACGACGUAGACGCUGACGCUGACGCGCCCCUCGUUCGCAAAACGAAACAAAGCGCAGAGAGCGAGAGCGCAAAGAAAAAAAUAAGAAGGCAAAAAAAACAGAACGAAAAAAAAGGCAAAGAGGAAACAUUUUUGCUGGCAUGCAACGCCUUGAUGUCUUCUUCGCAAGUUCUUCGGGCUGCAGUCGGACGUCUUCAUUAAAACAACAAAACAUUUAUGCGCCGCUUUGGCAACUCGACGUCGCCGUCGACGUCGAAGUCGAAGUCGAUGUCGAUGUCGAUCGCAGGCAACGAUCGCGUUUGAGAGCUUUUCGUCAUGGGCCAAAGAGACCAGACGAAAAAAAAGAAAGAAAGAUUCCACAGACUCUGACUCUGACUCUGGACUCUGAAGCUGGACUCCAGCUCCUAAGGCCUGGCUCGAGCUUGUUCUGUUGUGGCCAGCACAACGUAACAAGAUGCGUAAAAAUUAUUGAUUUUCCCUGACUUGAUUGUUGUUGGCUAUCAAAAUUUAAUCAUAACAUGCAGCACGAGAGCAGCGAGAGAGAG